Messenger RNA from Talpa occidentalis (Iberian mole), 3910 nucleotides. RefSeq names its product COP9 signalosome subunit 7A (gene COPS7A). The coding region runs from base 192 to 1019 and encodes 275 amino acids. The record is from RefSeq and is a predicted model, not a curated record. Gene Ontology annotation, cellular component: COP9 signalosome. Gene Ontology annotation, biological process: COP9 signalosome assembly. Lineage: Eukaryota; Metazoa; Chordata; Mammalia; Eulipotyphla; Talpidae. The transcript has 8 exons.
AGCCAUAGAGUUUAGUGGCCAGAGCGGCCCUGCUGGGAGGUGGCAGGAAAGGCCCGGAACAGCUGCCGGAGGUGACGGCGCUUCGGCCCCGCCCGGCGCGCUGGAAGAGGAAACUUCCAGGUUAGCUCCCCGCAGAGUCUGACCCAGGCUCCAGACAUCCUGAGCCCUGGUCCCCCCAACCAAGUACAGCCAUGAGUGCGGAGGUGAAAGUGACAGGGCAGAAUCAGGAGCAAUUUUUGCUCCUGGCCAAGUCAGCCAAGGGGGCUGCACUGGCCACACUCAUCCACCAAGUGCUGGAGGCCCCUGGUGUCUACGUAUUUGGGGAACUUCUGGAUAUGCCUAAUGUUAGAGAGCUGGCUGAGAGUGAUUUCGCUUCCACGUUCCGGCUGCUCACAGUGUUUGCUUACGGGACAUAUGCUGACUACUUAGCUGAGGCCCGGAAUCUCCCCCCACUCACGGAGGCUCAGAAAAAUAAACUUCGACACUUAUCGGUCGUCACUCUGGCUGCCAAAGUCAAGUGUAUUCCAUAUGCAGUGUUGCUGGAGGCCCUUGCCCUGCGGAACGUGCGGCAGCUGGAAGACCUGGUCAUCGAGGCCGUGUACGCCGACGUGCUCCGUGGCUCCCUGGACCAGCGCAACCAGCGGCUGGAGGUUGACUACAGCAUCGGACGGGACAUCCAGCGCCAGGACCUCAGUGCCAUUGCCCGGACCCUGCAGGAGUGGUGUGUGGGCUGUGAGGUGGUACUGUCAGGCAUUGAGGAGCAGGUGAGCCGUGCCAACCAGCACAAGGAACAGCAACUGGGCCUGAAGCAGCAGAUUGAGAGUGAGGUCGCCAACCUUAAAAAAACCAUUAAAGUUACGACAGCAGCUGCUGCUGCAGCCACAUCUCAGGACCCUGAGCAACACCUGACUGAGCUGAGAGAACCAGCCCCUGGCACCAACCAGCGCCAGCCCAGCAAGAAAGCCUCAAAGGGCAAGGGGCUCCGGGGGAGCGCCAAGAUUUGGUCCAAGUCGAACUGAAAGGACUGUCAUUUCUUCCCUGCGGAAUGUGGGGUCCAUCUGCCUGCCGGCCCCUUAGGAUUCUUCAGAGAGCCUUCCUGUGCCCCUGGCCAGCUGAUAACCCUUGGUUCAUGAACUGUCACCUCCUACGUCCUCAUCUCCUCGCGCCCACCCCCAAGCAGAGAUCACACCUUCUCUAGGCAGGAGUUGAGUACAAGUCAUGUUGUCAUAGGUACUUUUUGUUUUUCUGUGACUUUCUUAUGUGUUCCAUUGUCUCCCCACCACCAUGCUCUCUUCCCUAUUUCUUUAAGAGCCGCCAUCAAGCCCUGUCUGUUACAUGUUGUGGAGUGGGUGGGGCUGCUUCAGCACCAGCGUUAACUCACAGGUGUUCCUUCUCCAGGCGGUCCCUUCCCCUGCAUGCCCAGUCCCCACACGCUUCCUGUCCCCAGCCUAUUUGGACAGCAUCUGAGGAGCCACCCAACCCCACCUUUAUUCCCACUCUGAGAGUUCCGGGAGGUAGUGUGCCAUCUGGGAGCCAGGAAUCACUGGACACUUUCGCCCUAGAAGCUAACACUACAGUUGUUUCCUCUUCUCCCUCCUCCCUUUACUCCUGGGAAUGCUGCUGCUUCAACCACCCCAGAGCCUAAGAAGGGUCGCUGUUUCUCGAGAUGUUGAGAACUGGUUCUUUCUGGGUCCUGGCUGUCUUGGAAAUCUUCACUAUCUUAGUGGCAGUCCUGGAAGGAUUUAUACUCCUUUUGUGAGUUUGGUGGGGAAGGGUAGGGGAAAUAGAUUGUAUUAAAAAAAAAGUAUAUAUAUAUAUAUAUCUAUAUAUAUCUAUAUAUAACAUUACAUAGAAAUAAAUCUAUGAGAAAUCUAUCUACAAACAUGCCCUGAACUGGGUAUCUUCUGUCUUUGAUGUCUGUGGAUGGGGAGAAGGUUCAUUCCCGGUGCACUUGAAUGUAAAUUGCUGGAAGAAGAGAGCCAGGUACUGUGUAUAGAGUCUGGGCCUAGGAGCCCGGGGACCUGGAUCCCAGCUGUGUCACCUUGAACAGUCAUCUCAGCAUUCACUCCGAAGCAGUGGGUGCUUCCUGAGCACUCACAAGUGGUAGGCACAGCACAGGUGACGCAAAGUGAUGAUCACUGUCCCUGCUUUCAGAAGUUUGAAUUUGGCCAGUUCCUUCCUUUUUAUAAUUCCGGGGAAGACCUAAUAAUCAGCUUGAAUUUUUUGCAUCAGAACUCUCAGAUCUGCAGUAAGAAGCAGUUGUCAGGCUCCCGUCUUCUACCCAGGGCAGACCUUUCCAAGCAGUGUGCUGGAGGAUUGACCUCCUUGUGCUCGUGUGCUGCUGAGUACUGUCUAGAAUUGGAAAGUUCUAGAGAGUAAGGGACAGCUGACCUCCAACUUAUACAUGAAGUGGUUGCCUCCUGAGGCUCCCAGUGUUGGGUGAGCUACUCUCCAGAGCCGGUGCUAUUCUUUAGGUGGAAAUUUAGAACAGACCUCUUUCCGCUGAUCCUGAAUAUAUCAGUCACAGAGUUAGAAAGUGGGGGUGGCAUUCUGAGUUUCUGAUUAAAAGUGGGCUGGCUAAGCCUGUGGUCUUGAGGGGGCGAUGGAAACUUGACAGGACCCUGUUUCCAGAGUUGUCACUUGUUGAGCCUGUUGCUUCUUGAUUUGUGGUCUCUAACUCUGAAAUAAACCCCUUCCUCCCACAUCCUCCACUGUGUAGCAGUUUGUAAAUUCCUAGUGCUUUGAACCUGUCCCUUCUUUGGCAAAUGCCCCAAUUUUUCUCUUGAACUUGGUGCCUCAUGUUUGUAAGCUGAUUUCAGCUAAUUCCUCCAUAACUUCCCUGACCUCUCUAGUUCCAGUCUUUGCAGGACAGUUCUAAGUCUAGUGUGCACUGGGGUGGCUCUACCAGAUGUAAUACCCAAAGGAGGGGAACUAUUCACACCCGCAAGUACAUGCAAAUAUAAUUUGUCUUUGGUUUACAAAGUUGGGGCUCUUGGCUACCAAAGCAUUGUGGGGUAGGAGAGGAUGGGAUUAUUUGUGGCUCAGUUUUUGACCCCUAAGAUUGGGUUCAGGAUUUAAGGAUUCCUUGUAUAAUCAAACCCAGGGCAACAAAAGAAUCUUCCCAACCAAGAAUCUUAACCACUACUUGUUGAUCUCACAUGCCAGUCAUCUUAGAUGAGCUUAGGACCACUAUGGUAAGAGAGAACUUGAUUUAAAAGACAUUUCUCCAAAGAGGAAAUGCAAUGGCCAACAGGCAUGUGAAAAAAUGUUCAACAUCCCUUAUAAUCAGGGAAAUGCAAAUCAAAGCCACAUUGAGAUAUACCACCUUACACCAGUAAGAAUGGCAUAUAUCAAAACAACAAGCAACAACAAAUGGUGAGGAUGUGGUGAAAAAGGAACUCUCCAACAUUGCUGGUGGGAGUGCAAACUGGUCCGACCACUAUGGAAACCUGUCUAGAGGUUCCUCAGUCUACUAAAAAUGGAGCUAUCAUAUGACUCAGUAAUUCCACUCCUAGGGAUUUACCCAAAGGACACAAAAAAACAUUGAUUCAAAAGACCGCCUGUACCCCUAUGUUUAUUGCAGCACUAUUUACAAUAGGUAAAACCUGGAAACAAUCCAAAUGUCCACAAAUAGAGGACUGGAUCAAGAAAAAUGUGGUAUAUAUACACAAUGGAAUGUUAUUCAGCAAUCAAAAAAGAUAAACUCAUGCCAUUCGCAGCAACAUGGAUGGAACUAGAAGGAAUUAUGCUCAGUGAUAUAAGCCAGAAGGAAAAAGAAAAAUAUCAGAUUGUUUCACUUUUAGCAGGAAUAUAGGAACCAAAUAAGACAUCAGUGUAAAAAAAAUAACAGUACAAAACACAACAAAGCAAACCAGACAAUUAUAAAUCAGAAACAUCCUGCAGGGGAGGA